AUGGCGGGUGUUCUCCCGGGCAAGCCACUGGUACCAGAGCUUGACUUCAGUUCGCAACCUUACGGUAAACUAUCCAAGAGUUUCGAUAACGAUGUGGUCGAAGCCCGAAGAGUCAUCGAAGAGAAACUGCCGAUUCUCGCCCAACUCAACGCCGUCGUCUCGGUAGCCUUCGGCACCAAUUCACCACUCUUCGUCGACGCUCGAGCCCCUGACUCACCCGCCAAGCUUCUAGACUCGCCCCCCGAGGAUGGGGCCGAGCCGGACAGUCAGGUGACCAUCCAACCGGCUUCUAUCGUCCAGUUCUCCCAAGGCCACUUAGAGCCAAGAUUCGGGCUGUUCAAGGAUGCGUAUCUUUACGACACGGCGAUGCGCAAGGAGACUAUACCCCUUGCCAUCAAGUUUGCCGACCUCCUGACACCACAAGGCCCUCCGGCCGAGGCGAAGAUGCCAUGUUCUGAGGCUCUUGAACGGCUGCCAGUCCCGACGGAGGAUAUAGCCCAGGUGAAACGGGAUAUCAAGGAGUUCGGGUAUGGAUUCGUUAAGAAUGCACUUACACCGGUCCAAGUAGCUGUUCUUAGAAAAGCCGUUGAGGAACAAGCCGCAGGGGAACGCAAAGCCGGGAUCGCAAAGAUGGAUAGUGGGCCAGAUGCCGGCAGCGGUCCAAAUCAACGACUCUGGGUACUUACUAAUAAAGGCGAUGAGUUCCUCGAUCUGCUCAACCACCCCUUAAUUGACGAAAUAGUACCGUGGUUAAUUGGCGAUCACGCUCUUCUUCAUGCUUACGCCGCGAAUAUCGCUCGGCCGGGGAAUAUCCCCAUGCAAAUGCAUACAGAUCAAGUCGCCAUCCAGCCCCCGAUCAGGGAUGUAGUCUUUGGUGUGAACAUCAUGUUCUGUCUUACAGACAUGCAUUCUAGCAACGGAGCCACAAGAGUCAUCCCCGGCUCUCACCUAGGCCACGUCGCUCCGGCCGACAUCUUCAGCACCGAAGGCACAAUUGCCGCCGAGGCGCCCGCUGGUACCGCCUUCGUAUUCGAAAGCCGGAUCUGGCACGGCACAGGAGCCAAUACCCUAACUCCGGGCUCGCCCGAUUCGGAACGGCCCGCCAUCCUCAUGUUUUUCAUGCGGUCGUUCAUUCGCUCCCAAGAAAACUAUCCCUUAUCAUUACGCCCAGAUGUCGCAUCGAAGCUAUCGAAGAGGCAAAGGAAAUUCCUAGGAUUCUGCGCCACGGGUGCUGUUGGCGGUCAGGACGGCGACAUCCGCGAAGGAAUGUAUUUUGACCGAAGGAAAGACUGUCCUGGGGCUAUCCGUGAGCCUCAUGAACGACACAUGUCUGGAUAUACCAAUGGUGUUUGA
Molecule: messenger RNA, 1353 nt
Organism: Annulohypoxylon maeteangense
Lineage: Eukaryota; Fungi; Ascomycota; Sordariomycetes; Xylariales; Hypoxylaceae
Product: PhyH-domain-containing protein
Exons: 5
Coding region: 1-1353 (450 amino acids)
Source: RefSeq, a predicted model, not a curated record